CCAGUUGGUACGCCCUUAAUCCGCGAGGCAAGCCUUGGACCUGCACUAGAGCUAAGCAGAUUUCCCAGGCCGUCUUGUUUUCCGUCAACACGCCUACACACAUAGACCAAACAACCGAUCGAUUUUGGGUACAAAUAUUGCAAAACUGACCCACAUUAGUCAUACACACUCACACCAACAAUCCAAAUGAAAUUUCCAAGAAGACUAACACAUUGUUUUCCAAUUUUUAUACCAAGUUUGCAUCACAAAUAAACCAAAAGAUACACUUGGUUUUACAAUUUAUCCCUUGAUAUUGAAACAUUGGGAACCGCAAUCUAAGUUUUUGAAAAUUGAAAGCAUAGGAAUUUUACAAGUGACAAAGGAAAGUACAAGGGACGCACUUGGUUUUUAUAGCUCUGUUUGUUUUCAAGCCUCUAACCUCUUGCAAUUAAUAGCUUGACUUUGACUUUGACUUCCAUGCUGCGCUAAGCACUUGGGAUUGCAGCUAAGAAAGUCGCAGCCAAGAAGUAUAUAACGCGAAUGUGAAAACGAGAUUACGGGGCAAAUAUAUUAAGGGGUGACAAUAAAGCAAAUGCAAACUUAGCUUUCUCCAAAUUUAAUUAAUGAUCGAUGAUCUGACUCUACGCUUCGUUUACUUUUUUUUUUUUUUUUGAAAACUGUGGUCUGAGAUGGCUGCUUCGUUUAGCCUAUAAAAGGAUGCUUUUCUCCUUAGUAGUAAUUAUAGCAUUUGUACCCACAACUCCCCUCUUUGAGUCCCUCUGUGAGCUUCCAACAUGGUAGAGCCAGUGACCGCUAGUGCCGCAGUGGGAUGGGGCAUAUCAGCUGUUGGUUGGGUAGUCUCGCCCAUCAUCACCAAACUGCUCGGCGAAGGCUUCUCCUUCCUUGGUUUUGAAACAAAAGAGAAGCUAAAAGAACUCGAGACUAAAGUGUUAGAGCUACAAAUGUUACGAGAAGUAGUCGAGGAGAGUCCUCACAGGGCUCGUUUGAUGAAAUGGUCGGAGGAACUUAAAUCUGCUUUGUACGACGCUGAAGACAUCUUCGAUGAUGUUGAGUAUAACCGCCUCGAAAGGCGGAUUUUGUCUGAAUCCGACGACAUGCAGGAGUCGGACUUCAGGGCUCGUCCUGCCCUGUCCUGCGUCAAAGGAAAACAGGUGUGUGGUACCAGCUCAGACCACCAUGGCAUGUCAAAAUCAAAGUUGAAGAAAAUCCUAGGUAACAUAGAGAAAAUUAUUAACGAAGGACACGAUAUUUUGAAGCUUCUGGAUUUGAAGAAGGCGGUUGCUACCAAUUCACGAGCUGCAGUAACUACUUCGGCUCCUCCAAAUGUUGUAUUUGGUCGAGAUGAAGAUCGUAAUAAGGUCAUAGCAAUGCUUCAUGAUAGAUCAGGUGAUGAACAACCAAACUCCAGCAGUGCUCUAAAUUAUUCUGUUAUUGGUAUUUAUGGCAUCGCUGGGUCUGGAAAAUCAACCCUUGCACAAUAUGUUAUUGCCCAUGAGAAAGAGCUUAGGCGGGAGAAAUCACCUGGUCAUUUCGAUCUUAUCAUGUGGGUUCAUGUUUCUCAGAAAUUUAGCGUGAAUGCCAUUUUUACUGAGAUGCUUGACGCAGCCACAGAGAGAGGGGGGCAUCAGUUCAGUAAUCUUGAUACCCUACAACAGAAACUGGAAGAGGAAUUGAAUGGAAAGAAGAUCCUGUUGGUACUAGAUGAUGUAUGGUACCAUGACAGUGUGAGCCAGCUGCAGCUAGAGAAGAUAGUUUCUCCGCUGAAUGUCGGAAGUGCAGGAAGCAAAAUCCUCGUAACUAGUAGAAGUAAAGAUGCAUUGGUUGCCCUGGGUGCUGUGAGGCGUAUUCCCAUAUCAGAGUUGAAUGAUAGUGUCUUUCUUGAACUGUUCAUGCAUUCCGCACUAUCAGGUGCAAACAUUGAUGAACGGGAUCGGAAUGUUUUCGCGGAAAUUGGACGUGGCAUUGCAAACAAGCUGAGGAAAUCUCCUCUAGCGGCCAAAUUAGUUGGAGGACAAUUGCGUAUGAGACCAGAUGUCGACUUCUGGAGAGAUGCUGGUAAUAGGGACCUUUUGAAAGAUACACGGGGGGCUCUUUGGUGGAGUUACCAGCACCUCGAUGAGCAGGUCAGAAGAUGCUUUGCUUAUUGCAGUAUUUUCCCCCGGAGACAUCGGCUGAAACGCGAAGAGUUAAUUAAAUUGUGGGUGGCAGAAGGGUUUAUAGAAACUACUGGUGAAGGAGGAGAAGAAGAAGCUCUUGCUGGGAAAUACUUUGAGCAGUUAGUGUCAAGCUCAUUUCUUCAGCCAGGAGUAAAUCAAGAAGGAGUGUUUCAUUCCUUUGAAUACUUCACGAUUCAUGAUCUGCUACAUGACAUAGCAGAGGAGGUCUCCAGAAGUGAUUGCUUCAGGGUAGAGGAUGGCUGGAAAGGUGUUAUUCCUCCGAAUGUUCGCCAUAUUUCCAUUGAGACUUAUAGCCGUGCAAUCAUUCAGAAGGUUUUGGAAAUGGAAAAUCUGCGCACGUUGAUCAUUUAUAGUGUCAAAACCGAAAUGCUGAUUGAGGAAAAAGAGUUCGAAGAUAUGUUCACGAGGCUGAGGAAAUUGCGGGUACUUCAUCUUGUAACGGCGACAACAUCAAAUACAUUCUCGUUCCCAGCAUCGAUUGAAAAAUUAAAGCAUCUACGCUAUCUCAGUUUGCAGACGGGCGAGGCAGUCAAACUCCAUCUCAGUUCGCAGACGGACGAGUCAGUCAAACUUAUUUUACCAGGCACAUUUACCAAGCUUUACCAUAUGCAGGUGCUGGAUUUUAUCGGAAACACAGAUCUGGUAUUUUCCGCUGGUAAAGAAAUGAGUAACCUCAUCAACUUGAGGCACUUGAUCAGCUUUACAAGUAUGAAUUUUCCAAACAUUGGCAGACUAACCUUGCUCCAAACGUUAAAAUUCUUCACAGUAAAGAAGGAACCUGGGUACGAGUUACAGCAGCUGAAGCACCUAAAGAAUCUGCAAGGCAAGCUGCAGAUCGACGGUCUUCAAAAUGUUCAUAGCAAGAAUGAAGCUGUUGAAGCCAAUCUAGCUGGUAAAGAAUGUCUCAAAGAACUGAGCCUGUUCUGGGAAGAUGAGAGCUCCAAUCCAAACGAGCAAGAAGAGGUUAUUGAGGGCCUUCAGCCACCGAUGGGACUUCAAAACCUAGAAAUCUUUCGUUACCAAGGUUCUAGGUACCCAAGCUGGAUGGUGGAUAAGCAGACCGGCCUGAAGAACCUUCGCGUGCUUGCUCUUAGCAACUGCAGACAAUUGAAACCUGCUCCAGAACUUUUUGAGCUGUUGGUUCAUCUGCAGUCGUUCUCGCUCUGUGGCUGCAGCUGGGACACCUUGCCCGAUAAUAUGGAGCAACUCAUGUCCCUCCAAAAUCUGAUGAUCUAUCUGUGCACGAAUCUCCUGUCACUUCCAACUUUACCCCGGUCUCUGGCGCAUCUUGUAAUUGGGAAUUGCGACCCUUGGUUCACAAGGUCCUGUCAGACAAUUGCGCAUGAAAACUGGCAAAAGGUCCAGCACAUUCCCAACAAAGAAAUAUUUUGCGACGGUGCUUUAUUCGCGAUUCUGCGGCAAAGAAAUCAUUAAAUCCAGUUGCUUUGUCCAAACCUGCAAACAGCCCUGAGCCUGCCAAACAGACGUCAUCCCAAGGAUGGAUAAAGGAUAUACGGUCAUGUAUCCAAAUGGUACCUUAAGGAGAUCUGUCCGAUAUAUUCAAGAUUUGCUCAUUGUGAUUUGUGGUUAAAGAGUUAUAUGAGUACUGUACUAGCUACCAUAUCCUAAAUGGUGACAAUAAAAUGUGAACCAUUAAUGUAUUUUUGUUUCUUGAGUCCAGGAUUAGUGUGGAGUGUGAAAUCAUUGUUAUGAUUAAUAUUUGUGAUGAACAAUUGGCUUUGCAAAAUGAUUUAAUCGAUGAAUUGGUUUGAAAA
Oryza sativa Japonica Group (Japanese rice) is the source of this 3952-nucleotide messenger RNA. The record is from RefSeq and is a predicted model, not a curated record. Lineage: Eukaryota; Viridiplantae; Streptophyta; Magnoliopsida; Poales; Poaceae.